Messenger RNA from Epinephelus lanceolatus (giant grouper), 5376 nucleotides. RefSeq names its product neuronal pentraxin receptor b (gene nptxrb). NCBI's taxonomy places the organism in Eukaryota, Metazoa, Chordata, Actinopteri, Perciformes, Serranidae. The record is from RefSeq and is a predicted model, not a curated record.
GGACGACCAAAGGGGCUGACCCUGGCCACGUGACAGAUACGCUGUCCGCCGCCGCUGCUGCCGCCGCUGCUGCUGUAGUGGUGUGUGUGUUACUGUUUGCAUGUGUGUCUGCUGCCUCUCACACAGUGUGGCUGUGGUCGGCCUGAGCAGACAGCAGAGCUUGACGUCUGGAGAGAGCAAAACAGACACAGGUAACGUUAGCUUAGUCCGGGCAUGAAAGAUGGAGCUGUCGGCGGUGGGAGAUCGCGUUUUCGCCGCGGAAGCCAUACUGAAACGCCGCGUCCGUAAGGGAAGACUUGAAUACCUGGUAAAAUGGAAAGGAUGGGCAAUGAAGCACAGCACUUGGGAGCCAGAGGAGAAUAUCCUGGAUGACAGGCUGAUACUGGGCUUUGAGCGAAAGGAACGGGAAAGGGAAAUGCAUGGGCCGAAGAAACGGGGACCAAAACCCAAAAACUUUGUCUUGAAGGCUCUUGCUCAGAAAGGAGGGCCCAGCAGCCGGGGCUCAAAUGCCCGUCAAACUAUAUCUCGCUCCUCUUCGUCCACUUCCAGACGAGCAACUCCUUCCUCCUCAGCCUCACCUCAUUUAGCAUCUUCGUCCUCCUCCUCCUCCUCCUCCUCCUCUUCCACUGUGGCACCCACUCCCAAACUCAAUUCCCUUGCAGCCACCCACAAGCUGAAGAAAGACAUUCACCGUUGCCACCGGAUGUCCAGGCGCCCCCUGCCCCGCUCAGACCCCAUGGCAGCCUCCUUCUCCAACCCUGGUGGCUUCCCCUCCCGCGUGCACGUCUCCCCCUUCUCUGAGACCGUCCGCAUCCUCAACCGUAGAGUCAAACCCCGGGAGGUCAAGAGAGGUCGCAUCAUCCUCAACUUGAAGGUCAUUGACAAGCCAGGUAGGGGUGGCACAGCUGCAGGCAGCCGGAAUAUCACAACAGGACGCCAAAAUAUCCCCUCCCGCAAUCGCAUCAUCGGGAAGAAGGGAGAGGCACCCUAUAGACCUUUCCAGCCCCCUCUGAAGAUGCUCGGUUUCCCGAUGUAUGGGAAGCCAUUUGGGCUGCAGUGUGGAGGCCCUUUGUCCUUUCACUCCCACCCAGGCUCCAGCACAGGGGCCAGGGACACCCACUCUACUUCCUCCCAGUACCAGUCACCUCCUUCUCCGUCUAGCUCCAGCAGCUCUGAAGGAAAAUCUAGCACCUCAGCUGCUCAGCCCCAGCCUGCCACAGGAGCCUCACCUUCCAGCGAGGGUCCCAAGUCCAGUAAACCUCACACAGAGACCCAGAAGGGCCAGAGUGCCAAGCUAGCUGCUCCUGCCCCGUCCUCAGAUGCAAACUCCACUGCGUCAGCAUCACAAUUCCUCCCUGCCUCACCAUCAUCUUCCUUGGAAGACGAGGAGGAGGACAGCACCCUUGAUCGUUUGGCGACCCCAGAGGGAGGCAGGAAAAGUCCUCGCCAGUGCAGGGCUAAACGCCAGCCGUCCACGACCCCUGCCUCCGUCACCCCUGGGGACCAGAGCUCUGCCCCUGCCGAACCCCAAAGGGUGCCUGCAGAGGGAGACCCCGACUGGCACCCUGAAAUGGCACCGAGCUGUAAGGAUGUGGUGGUCACCGACGUCACCACCAACCUCGUCACUGUCACCAUAAAAGAGUUCCCCUCUCCUGCCUCCUGCCCUGCCUCACCCUCCGCUAGCCCUGAAAAUGCCUCCUCCCCUCCCCCUUGCACCACCAUUGACGACCCCUCCCCACCCAAGCCACAACACCGAGACGGAGAGGAAGCAUCUCUGGUCCAGACAGCGCGGUGCCAUCAAUAUUACACACAGUGGAAAACCAAGGAGGCAAGAAGAAAACAGCAGCAGCGCCCCUGGCAAACAUCUCCUCUCCUAAUCAUGAAGUUCGUGGUGGUGCUGGUGGGAGCUGGCACCCUGGCCUUCCUCGGCGCGGUCAUCUGCAUCAUAGCCAGUGUUUAUCCCCGGAAACGCGCCGCGCCUCUCAGCGACAACGGCACCCUGGCGUCGGAGAAUCUGCUGGAGCCCCUGGAGCCCGGGUCGGUGGCACACGCCGGACCGCUGGGCGCUCUGCACGGCGCCGAGUCCUACGAUGGGGAGAACGGGCUGGGCGGCAUCGGCCUGGAGGUCCCCACUCUGAACGAGCUCAACCUCGGGGAGGAAACCGCCGGUGGGUCCGCUAAACAGUUCAGCUUCAGCCGGUUGAUCUGCACACCUGUACCGGUCGGGGAAUGCAAAACGAAAGACCUGAGGCAGCGGCGGGGGGAGCAGCAGCAGCAGCAGCAGCAACAGCAGGCGGACGACCCGCUGUACGGAGCCGGGGAUGAAGACUGGACUUAUCUCCGGACCACCGCGGAGGAGCUCCGUCAGAUGGUCCUGCAGCAGAACGACCAGAUCCUCAUGGACCAGAGGACCAUCCGGGAGCUCACAGGGAAGCUGAGCGAGUGUGAGAGCGGCCUGGAGGAUGAGAGGAACGUCCCAGAGCGGAGCAUCGGGGUCUGGAGCGGCAACCGCCGCAUCAUGGCCGGGGACGAUGUGAGCUCCUCCGCCGCGGCGCAGCUGCAGACGGCGCGGGCUGUGGAGGAGCUGGCCAGGGCCAUCAUGGACCUGAAGGACCGCAUUGAGAAACUCGAGGCGGAGAUAGGCCCCGCUGCCUUGAACCUCACCGACACAUCCGUGGGUACCAGUGGCAGCAGCAGUAACAGUGGCAGUGCCAGCAGCCCGGCUGGUAACACAGGCAAAGCUCCUGCCCCGCCCACCGGUAGUGCCUCCUCCCCACCUGCAGCGGCUCCUCCAGGGGGUCGCCGUCCUGCCUCCCCCGCUUCCCCUGCCCCCAAAUCCCCAACCAAGGGCUCCCCCGGUCGUGGAAAGGGCACCUGGAGGGUGGAGGACCUGGAGGGGGAGCUGGAGCGAAAGAUCAAGCUGUUGGAGAAGGAGCGUCAGGCCAUGAGGAAGGAGACGCAGGGCCAACAUGAGAAGAUCAACCAAGGCAUCGACAAUGCCAACCACCGCGUCACUGAGCUGGAACACACGCUGACGGAGCCGUCGUUCCCCGAUGGCUUUGUCCUCUCCUUCCCCAUGAGAACCAACUACAUGUACGGCCUGGUGAGAAAAGAGAUAACAGAGAUGUACGCUUUCACUGCUUGCGUGUGGCUGAAGGCCAAAGAAGGAGGCAUCGGGACCCCCUUCUCUUACUCUGUCCCGGGGCAGCCCAAUGAGCUGGUGCUGCUACAGGGAGUCCACAACCCUGUGGAGCUGCUCAUCAAUGAUAAGGUGGCGCAGCUGCCCCUGUCCCUACCACAAGACGAGUGGCAGCACAUCUGUGUCAGCUGGACCCUGAGGGACGGGGUGUGGAAGGCCUACCAGGGGGGGAAGAUGAAGGGGAGGGGAGAGGGACUGGCUGCCUGGCAUCCCAUCAAACCAGGAGGGGUCCUCAUACUGGGACAGGAGCAGGAUACACUGGGCGGGCAUUUUGAUGCCUCCCAGGCCCUGGUCGGGGAGCUUUCCCAGUUCAACCUGUGGGAUCGGGUGUUGAAGCCAGCAGAGGUCGCCGCCGUGGCCGAGUGCAGCUCCUCAGCGCUGGGCAACAUCGCCCCCUGGACCGACCACGACGUAGAUGUGUACGGUGGAGCCACCAAGGAGUCUUUGGACCCGUGCCACGCUGCCCAGAGAACCAACCCGUCCAGCCCCAAACAGUGAGGGGUGACUGGGAGAGGUCAGCCAAAGGUGGCUGUGGUGUUUGAUAGGUCAGUUUAGGAGACGAUGAUGUAUAUCAAUGUAUCACAUCGGGAUUUACAGUAUAUUUGACGGGGAUGGGAGGCUUACUGGUGGACUGAAAUGUGCCAUGGAGGGAUUAAGCUGUUAAGACCGGUGUAUCUGUUUUGUUUUUAGUGUUGGUGUCCACGCUCAUGUGUUUACUUCUGCAGUGAGAUACAGUGAGUUUAGUCACAGAAUCACCUUAGUGAAGGCUUCAUAGGUGGGUCAACUUCUGGCAUGAACAGGACUCUGAUGGAAGUAUUCCAUAAUAGAUUGAUUUUUGGCGAAAUGUGCCACCCUCUCUUUUGUGCCAGUUAACCGUGUGUGGUUAUUCAGGCAGAGGGCUUGAAAACAGUUAUGGAAUGAACCUUUACUGAUGCCAUAUCUAAGGGUUUCUUAAUUUUACAAUGCAGUGACACAAAGUUCUCGUCUUGUGUCCAGUUGGUUGUGUUUAAUGCUCAAACUGAAUUCUGAGAUGCUAUCAUAUUGAUUUAAACACUCAAUGGGAAACAAAAUGAGUUUUGUUGAUUUUUAACUGUAUAUGAUCCUGUUGAGUAACGUCUGUGUACUGUUAAGUUUUCUACAUUGCAUACCAUGAUCUGGUAAAACAGUGGUCUUAUAAAUGUAUAUUGUGUAAUGUAUCUCUGCUAAUGUUGCUCUGUGCCAGUCUGCUCCUCUCCUGCUGUAGCCUCUCACACACCUCACAGCCCUGCAAAGUUAAGUUGCAGCAUUUUUGUUUGCAGCUCAGACAAAGCAGCGCUCUCGAUCGACCCCUGAAAGAAACACUUGAUGUCUAUCCAAGCACCAAUCAGACACUGAAAUUGUGACGAACCUGAGCGGGUUUGGUAAAACUGUGUUGUAUUCCUGAAUGUAAAACAGGUGGAAUGUCAGUGUAUUUGCAUGAGUGAAGUCACAUUUCCUCUCACUAAAGAAACAAACUCAAAAAGUGUAAAUUACAGUGUUGGUGUCCUCACGCUGCCCCACACUCUGAAACACACAGAUGUCUUUUUGGUAAAUCAGAUCCUCACAGAAUACCUGACAGUGACGGAGGUGUAUGAAUUAGAUUAUUCCUAUGUUGGCCAUUUUGCAUUCAACAUCUGACUUGGAGGAUCAGAACAAAAAAAUAGGUACUUUCACUUACUUUGCAAACGAUCGAAAAAACAAACAAGAAAAUAUGAGCAAAUUUUAGGAUGCAUUUAUUUGUUUUCAAGCCUGAUGCAUUUUUUUCUGUCGUGACAGUCCAUGUUAUGAUCAUUUAUGUGGCCAAAACUACCACUUUUGACUGAAAAUUUCUUUUACUACAAAAUAUUACAUUUACCAAGCCCCCAGGGACAGGGACUUGAAACCUAUUACACAUAGUGGCCAAACAUGGAAUUACAACUUCCACGCCCAUCACAUGAUGCCAUUGGGUGCAAAAGGCUUUUUCCCCACAAUCUAAUACUGCUGAAUCCAGUUCCAUGUAGGGCUGCACCCAACUAACUAUUUUCCUGGUCAACCAAUAGUCAUCAUUUAGGGUCAUUAGUCGACUAGUCGUCCGCAUCUUUACGAUAUUGAUUUAAAUAUUAAAUGAUAUAUUCUGGUGGUUUGAGUUGAAGGUGUGAGAAAGAAUAGUAUCAGUAACA